GCAGGCUUUGCCUCUGGCAGCAAGCCUCCUUUUUCCCCACCACUACUUUGAACAGCGAGGAGUUGCCUGUACUUGAGGUUCAUUAAUAAAAAAGAACAGCGAGCUGUCAUGGCGCAGGCAACGGCUUGUCCUGCGUUCCGGCUCGGCGGGUCGCGAUACGACCAGGGUUCCUUUCUUGGCCGCCUGAGACAUUUUGUGGACAUCAUUGACCCAAGCACACUCUUUGUGUCAGAGAAACAACUCAAUGAGAGCAUCCAACUCCUGGAUGACUUCAAGCAUGGAACACUUCCACCGGGGAUCUCUAAUCUUCAGUUGUGGGAAGCCCAAAAGGUCAAACAGGCCAUCAUUCAUCCUGAUACAGGCGACAAGAUCUUCAUGCCGUUCCGAAUGUCAGGUUACGUACCAUUCGGGACACCCAUUGUCAUUGGUCUUCUUUUGCCCAAUCAGACAGUGGUGUCCACCAUAAUAUGGCAGUGGCUGAAUCAGAGUCACAAUGCUUGUGUCAACUACGCCAACCGCAAUGCCACAAAGCCAACGCCAACGUCCAGAUUCCUGCAAGGUUAUUUUGGAGCUGUGACCAGUGCUGUGUCUAUCGCAGUGGGAUUGAAUGUGCUUAUUCAGAAGGCCAACAAACUGAGUCCUGCCACCAGAAUGAUAAUACAGAGAUUUGUCCCAUUUCCAGCAGUUGCAAGUGCAAACAUAUGCAACGUGGCCCUAAUGAGACACAACGAGCUGUCAGAAGGCAUCGACGUGCUCGACGCCAACGGGAAGGUGGUGGGCUCCUCCAAAAUCGCAGCCACACAUGCCAUCGCAGAGACGGCGUUCACACGUGUGGUCCUCCCCAUGCCCAUCUUUGUGCUGCCCCCCAUCAUCAUGUCCUACCUCGAGAGGCUGCCCUUCCUGCAGAAAAACCGCAGACUGAUGCUGCCCAUCCACAGCAUUGUGUGUCUGCUUACGUUCGGGCUGUCUCUGCCCGUGGCCAUCAGCCUCUUCCCACAGAUGUCACAGAUUGAGGUGUCUCGCCUGGAGCCCGAGAUCGCCAUGGCAACAGAUUGCAAGAUUGUGACCUACAACAAAGGUUUAUAAUGGCUGACCUGACUGUCUGAGAGGAAACAAGAUGAGAUGAAAAGAAUGUUAACAUGGAAUCUUAUCGCCGCUUUGUAUGUAUAGAAAUAUGAUCAUAUGAAGUGAGUUUUAUUCAAAUCAUAUGUUGCGUUGUAAAUAGGCCACGUAAAAAGAAACUGUCUGGAAGGCACAUUAAUAGUUUAAACAUGCAAUAAGGGUAUUUGCCACAAGUGAGCAUCAAAAACUUGCAUUGCUUGAAAUAUUUUCAAUUAUGUUUUUCAUAACAACAAUAUAAACAAUAAUAAUAAUGGAUUUGUAUAAAUAUUUUAUAUGUAACACUCGUAUUUUAAAAUGUUUUACUAUCAAAAGAAUAUGUGAAAUAAUUGUAAAUUAUUUAUGCAAUUCUGUAGAUGUUAAUUUCAUUUUUUGGAAUUUCUACAUAAUACAUGAACCAGGUUGUCAUUGUUUUAUGAAUCGGCUCAAAAACAACGACAGAGCUUUUACUCUUUGAGUUGACUGAUAAUGUUCCUCCAAGUAAUACUUUCAUCAUUAAUACACUGAAUGUAAAUGUUUUAGUGAACAGCACGUGUACGAUGAAUCAUAUUCCUAUCAAUGUGUUCUAUCAGCUGGCAUACAACAUGGCGCAUGGAGUUUUACAUUUUAUUUAAUUGUACCCAUACAUGACCACAAAUGUGUCCAAUAACCUGCAUUCCUCAACUUCUUGUUAAUUUGUUUAAAUGAUUAGCAAGGUUGUCUGUCACUGGAUGUACAGUAUGUUAUCACCUUUACAAUAUGAAGUGAUGUUUUUAGUUUUACUCUAUUUUGAGAUAUUGCAGGGUUAAUUCUCCUCUCUUAACUGUGAGAAGCACUGCAAUAAACAAUAAUAGUCCAAUGACAGUCAACUUGACUGUUGUUCCAAUAUGUGGAUGGAAAAAGGUGUACAUGAUUUCAAAGUGUCUAUUGACACAUGCACACAAGUACCAAUAAUGAAACAAACUCUGUCAUUCUUUGUAUUGUACAGUAUGCAUUCCUAACAACUUAUUUUGCACAGUUUUUAGACCAAUUUUAUAACACUCUGAAUAAAAUGAAAGUGUUGUUUUUGAAUAUUUGUUUAAUUUACACCAAAAGCUUAUUGGGUGCAAAGUGCAUGAUUUAAAACACUAAAUAAAUUUACUUAAUAUA
This is a messenger RNA of Hippocampus zosterae (dwarf seahorse), 2247 nucleotides long. It is a transcript of the gene sfxn5b, whose product is annotated as sideroflexin 5b. The record is from RefSeq and is a predicted model, not a curated record. Gene Ontology annotation, biological process: citrate transport; mitochondrial transmembrane transport; monoatomic ion transport. NCBI's taxonomy places the organism in Eukaryota, Metazoa, Chordata, Actinopteri, Syngnathiformes, Syngnathidae. Bases 109 to 1086 code for a protein of 325 amino acids. Gene Ontology annotation, molecular function: monoatomic ion transmembrane transporter activity; citrate transmembrane transporter activity. Gene Ontology annotation, cellular component: mitochondrial inner membrane. The transcript has 14 exons.